AUGGCCUUUUCCUUUUCCUUCGCCGGCGACGACAUAGAGGAGGAGGAGGACCAGCUAGCUGCCGGCCCUCAUUCUUCUUUGCCACCAACAAGGAACACGCCAGCCAAGCCCGCAUCCUCCUCGUCCGCGUCCGCGGGCGCCUUCCCCGUUCAGGGCAAACCGCUGCUCCCGCCCACGCAGCAUGAUAUCGAGGACAUGCUCUCCAAGUUGCCUUCCAAGGUCGCCUUCAGCCUGCUCGACGUCGACCUCGGCGAUGGGCGCGUCGUCCAGCUGCCUCGGCGCGAGCUGUGGGACGUGCGCGUGCAGCUGAUGGCCGAGGAGAGCGCGGACGAUUCCGCCGAGUCCGAAGCCGGCCUCGGCGAGCACGACGUCAAGACCGGCAUCUACGAGGGCGGCUUCAAGAGCUGGGAGAGCAGCGUCGAUCUGGUCAAGGUGCUUGCUGCCGAGAACGCCGCAGACCUGUUGGCUCAUGACCCAUGCAUCGUAGUAGAGCUCGGCUGCGGCACAGCCCUGCCUUCUCUGGCUCUCUUCCGGUGGGCCCUGAACGACAGAAAGCCCGAGCGAAACCAGCCGUUGGUGCUCACGCUCGCAGACUACAACCCGACUGUCCUCUAUCUCGUGACUCUGCCCAACCUGAUUCUUGCUUGGGCGCUCCAGCAACGGGCGCAGAAUGAGGCCCUAGGCGAGGCUUUCACCCCGGAUGGAGAGCUGGAGUUGACGCCAGAAGUGCUCCAAGCCUUCAGGCAGGCUCUUUCCUCAACCGGCAUUAAGCUCUCUUUCCUGUCAGGAGCCUGGUCGCCCGAGCUGGUUGAUUUGCUUUACAGUUCAGCCGUCCCCGCCGGCCUCCCAGACACCACCACAACGCUGCUGCUAGGAUCCGAGACCAUUUACUCCCCAUUUGCGCUCGAGAGCUUCAGCAGCACGUUGCGCUCGAUCCUUCUGCGAGAGCGCCGCGAGCGUCCAAGUGGCACCGCUCGGGCUUUCGUUGCCGCAAAGAAGCUGUACUUCGGCGUCGGAGGUUCCCUAGAUGAUUUUGUCGACAAGAUGCGGGGACUUGGAGCAGACGUCAGGACCUUGUUCGAAGAGACACGGGGGGUCCACCGCGGCGUCGUGGAAUGCCUUCUCUCCUGA
Messenger RNA from Thermothielavioides terrestris NRRL 8126, 1131 nucleotides. RefSeq lists its product as uncharacterized. Gene Ontology annotation, biological process: peptidyl-histidine methylation, to form tele-methylhistidine. Gene Ontology annotation, molecular function: protein-L-histidine N-tele-methyltransferase activity. The record is from RefSeq and is a predicted model, not a curated record. The coding region runs from base 1 to 1131 and encodes 376 amino acids. Lineage: Eukaryota; Fungi; Ascomycota; Sordariomycetes; Sordariales; Chaetomiaceae. The transcript has 2 exons.